GGACCCCAGGGACACAGGAAGGGAGCAAAGCUCGCUGGACUAGCCGAGCAGCGCAUCAUCAUCUCCGGUGUAGGACUGGCUGUCGAGUCGCAUGGAGAAGAGGUAUGAAGAGCUGGUGCACUACUCAGGGUCGGAGGGCAUGUCGUUGGGGGGGUACGGGGAUGAUGUCAGGCCGGUUCAUCCCCCACAAUACGGACCCACCAUCCCUGACUCCCUCAAGCACCACAAAGACCAGAUCUAUGGUCACCCACUGUUUCCACUGCUGGCCUUAGUGUUUGAGAAGUGUGAGCUGGCCACCUGCUCCCCUCGAGACUCCGCCUCCCUCUCAGCCACCUCCCACCUCCACGGCAUGACCAAUCACAGCGACGUCUGCUCCUCCGAAUCCUUCAACGAUGACAUCGCUGCGUUUGCUAAGCAGAUUCGUUCAGAGAAACCCAUAUUUUCCUCCAAUCCUGAGCUGGACAACUUGAUGAUCCAGGCCAUACAGGUUCUUCGCUUUCAUUUACUGGAGUUAGAGAAGGUGCAUGACCUGUGUGAUAACUUCUGCCAUCGCUACAUCACCUGUCUGAAGGGCAAAAUGCCCACAGACCUGGUCCUGGAUGAGCGGGAGGGCGGCUCCAAGUCUGACAUGGAGGACUUCACUGGAUCCUGCACCAGUCUGUCAGAGCAGAAUGCAUCAUGGCUUCGGGAGCCAGAUGAAUGUGCCUCUACUCCUCUGGGAACACCAGGCACCUGUGGCCUGCCUUCACACAGCACAGCAGACAACUGUAGCGACACAGGCGAUGGUCUGGAUGGAGGAGUGGCCUCGCCCAGCACAGGAGAGGAGGACGAGUCUGACAGAGACAGGAGGAACAACAAGAAGAGAGGGAUCUUCCCUAAAGUGGCCACAAACAUCAUGAGAGCGUGGCUCUUCCAGCACCUGACGCACCCGUACCCAUCUGAGGAGCAGAAGAAGCAGCUGUCGCAGGACACGGGACUGACCAUCUUACAGGUCAACAACUGGUUCAUCAACGCCAGGAGGAGAAUAGUUCAGCCGAUGAUUGACCAGUCAAAUCGCUCAGGUCAGGGUGGUCCCUACAGCCCGGAGGGAGCAGCUCUCGGGGGCUACGGGCUUGACGGACAGGCCCACCUCGGUCUUCGAACAGCAGGUCUCCAGGGGAUGUCUUCUCUGCAGGGUGACUAUUCCAGUGCUCUCCUGUCCCAGCCAGGCUACCCUCCCCACCCAGGACCUUCCCUCCACCCAUACCCAGGCCCACACCCCCACCCUGCCAUGCUGCUCCACCCGCCACCACACACACAUCCCGCAGAGCCGCUCCUCGCGCAGGGACUGGACAUACACGCACACUAG
Toxotes jaculatrix (banded archerfish) is the source of this 1348-nucleotide messenger RNA. RefSeq names its product myeloid ecotropic viral integration site 3 (gene meis3). NCBI's taxonomy places the organism in Eukaryota, Metazoa, Chordata, Actinopteri, Toxotidae. Gene Ontology annotation, molecular function: DNA-binding transcription activator activity, RNA polymerase II-specific; RNA polymerase II cis-regulatory region sequence-specific DNA binding. The coding region runs from base 92 to 1348 and encodes 418 amino acids. The record is from RefSeq and is a predicted model, not a curated record. The transcript has 12 exons. Gene Ontology annotation, biological process: animal organ morphogenesis; embryonic pattern specification; positive regulation of cell population proliferation.